UCAACCUAUUCCUUGGACAAAAGGUGAAAGAAGAAAAUCAUAUGAAUAUGAAGUUGAAGAUGAUGAUCAUUUGAAUUUUAUUAAAUUUUCAGAAAAUAACAUAUAGUAUUUAAAAACGAAAAUAUUGGAUAAUCAUCGUGGCGGAGGGCGGACCAUAAAAUAUAGUCUAAUUUACAAAAUCACAAGUGGGUGUAGUAAUAGCAGCAACUGUACGAGAAAGAUAAACAUGGCAUCGGGAAUUAGCGCUACCCUUCUUCCCCAAUUUACCGUCAAGCAGCAAAAUUCUCCCUGUUAUUCAACCCCAAAUUUUGCAGCUGAACAACAGCAAUGCGUACCGUCUAUUUGGUCAAAGGUACUUCCACUGGCUGUUGCGGUUUCGCUGGUCGCUCCCCUUUCUUCUUCCGCGAUACCUUCUCUCAACUCCAAAUCUACUCCGGUUGCACCCAUGACCCCGUUCUCCCAAUCCAAGAACUUGCCUACUGGACUCGAAAAUGGAAAAAUCAGACCUUGCCCCUCAGUUAAUCCAGGGUGUGUAUCGACAAAUCCCCAAUCUUCUUCAUCUGCCUUCCCCUUGAUAAUUUCUCAAAAUUCUUCUGGCAAUGCUAUCAUGCAAUUGCAGGAUGCCAUUUUGAAGACACAGAAGAAUGCAAAGAUUCAAGUCGUUGAAGAUAUCCCUGACGGAAAAUAUUUGCAGGCUGAGGUUGACGGAGGAUUUGGCAGAGAUGUUUUAGAGUUUUUGGUGAAAGGAGAUUCAGUUGCCUACAGAGCAAUGGCGACAAAAGUGACCUAUAUAUACCCAUUUACUACUGCAUUUGGAGAUUCAAAAGGACAAGAAGAAAGAAUGGAAAUGAUUGCAGAAGAGUUAGGAUGGUAUGCACCAAGUCUUGACUCAAUGGAUUAGAACUUUGAUGCAUAGAACUAUCUACAUGCACCAAAUUUUGUAUAGCAAUUCAUGCAUGUGGUAAGUUUUUUUUUUUAAAAAAAAAUUCAUCUUUUGAAUCUGAUCAUUGGUAAAAAGUUCAGCUGUCUUCUUAAUAUAAAUCUGUUUCAUUAUACUUUGUUA
Molecule: messenger RNA, 1063 nt
Organism: Solanum lycopersicum (tomato)
Lineage: Eukaryota; Viridiplantae; Streptophyta; Magnoliopsida; Solanales; Solanaceae
Product: thylakoid lumenal 17.9 kDa protein, chloroplastic
Cellular component (GO): chloroplast thylakoid lumen
Source: RefSeq, a predicted model, not a curated record